Aspergillus nidulans FGSC A4 is the source of this 759-nucleotide messenger RNA. RefSeq names its product 60S ribosomal protein L28. The coding region runs from base 66 to 539 and encodes 157 amino acids. Gene Ontology annotation, biological process: translation. Gene Ontology annotation, cellular component: ribosome. Lineage: Eukaryota; Fungi; Ascomycota; Eurotiomycetes; Eurotiales; Aspergillaceae. The record is from RefSeq and is a predicted model, not a curated record. The transcript has 5 exons. Gene Ontology annotation, molecular function: structural constituent of ribosome.
CUAGGAAAUCGGACUUGCGAAUUCGAUCUGUGUCAAUAACCUUCAACUCCAGACAGACAUUCACAAUGGCCGCCGAAAGAUCGAACGUUUCCAGCGACCUCGUUUGGCAGCUCACCCGUAACCAAAACGCUUAUUUGGUCAAGCGUAACACCCACGGUGGUGUUCAAUUCUCGCGCGACCCUCUCAAUGUGCUGAACAAACACUCUUUCAAGUACGCUGGUUACUCCAACACCAAGGCCAUUGGCGUCCAGGCCACUGAGAACGGUGGUGUUGUCACCAUCACCAAGAAGCCCGGCACCUCCCAGCAGCCUGCUAAGAGCCUGGCUGUUGUGACCUACGGCCCUGGAGCUUCCAACCGCAAAAUCUACAAGGGUGUCGCUGACCGGACUGCUAAGAAUGGCUACCGUGCUGACCUCCGUCAAGAGGCUGUUUCCCGUGUGAGCGCUAUCCGCCGCUCCCAGAAGGCCAAGAAGGAGACCCCUGCCAGGAAGCCUCGCGGUGCUCAAGCCAGGAAGGCUGCCGAGCAGGAGUCCGCGUGAAUCAGUGCGGCUGGGUUGAGGGAUUGAGAAUAUGACUUUGCGAGUCCGACACACUGGCGCAAUGCCGUCUAGCGGGAAGUGACGUCCAUGUAUUUUAGCAAGAAUUGCUAUUGAUUCACUCCGCGACGAUUGGCCCCGUAGUUGGGACCGGGGAAAGGGAGGGGAAAAAUAAAUAACAGAAAACCCCUUUCGAAAGCAGGAAGUAUCAGAAAUGCUGUUA